Messenger RNA from Gopherus flavomarginatus (Mexican gopher tortoise), 2457 nucleotides. RefSeq names its product KAT8 regulatory NSL complex subunit 2 (gene KANSL2). The coding region runs from base 406 to 1767 and encodes 453 amino acids. Gene Ontology annotation, cellular component: NSL complex. Lineage: Eukaryota; Metazoa; Chordata; Testudines; Testudinidae. The transcript is spliced from 8 exons. The record is from RefSeq and is a predicted model, not a curated record.
ACAGUCCCAUCCCCUUGUGGGGGGUGGAAGCCCUGGCUCUGACUGGGGCCCUGAGCCCACAGCAGGGUGUUGGGGUGAGUCUUGCCGGGAGGGCAAAGUGGGGCCUGGUUCUCUGGGGCAGGGGGUGUGAUGCAGGUGGCUCCCCCAGAGGGGUUAUCUGGAGAACAGACUUUCUGUGUGUGCCUGCACCCAAAUGGCAAAGAGUUUGCGUUGGGGCCCCCCCGACUUCUCCGUCCUCUGCUGCUCGGGGGCCCCCACUCACAGACAGGGACUUCUACUGAAACAGCAAAUAAUUUGGUCCCAUUUCCCUUUGAUGAUGAUAGCAGGGGCUGGUCAGUUAUACUAGAGUCUGGGGGUUGCUCCGGCUCUAACAAUUAGCUGUGUGUAUCUGUUGCAAGUGUUGGCAUGAACAGAAUUCGGAUCCACGUCUUGCCAUCAAGUCGGGGGCGUCUUACCCCUGUGCCAAGGCCCCAGGAGCCCUUGUCGUGUGCUUUCAGUCACCGCCAGUGUUCCCAGCCUCGGCUAGAAGGGCAAGAGUUCUGCAUUAAGCAUAUCCUUGAAGACAGGAAUGCUCCCUUCAAACAAUGCAGCUACAUCUCCACUAAGAAUGGGAAGAGGUGUCCAAAUGCUGCUCCCAAAGCUGAGAAGAAGGAUGGUGUGUCGUUCUGUGCUGAGCAUGCCCGCAGAAAUGCUCUGGCACAUCAAGCCCAGAUGAAGAAAUCCAACCCCGGACCCAUGGGUGAGACUCUUCUUUGCCAGCUGAGCUCUUACGCGAAGAUGGAGCUGGGCUCCCAGACUGCAGAGAGCAGCCGCAGUGAAGCUAGUAGAAUUCUAGACGAGGACAGCUGGAGCGAUGGAGAACAAGAACCUGUGACAGUGGAUCAGACGUGGCGAGGGGACCCGGAUAGUGAAGCUGAAAGCAUCGACAGCGAUCAGGAGGACCCUCUGAAACAUGCUGGCGUGUACACAGCUGAGGAGGUGGCGUUGAUCAUGCGUGAGAAGCUGAUCCGUUUGCAGUCAUUGUACAUAGACCAGUUCAAACGACUCCAGCACCUCCUGAAAGAGAAGAAGCGUCGAUACUUGCACAGCCGAAAGGGGGAGCAUGAAGCCGUAGGCAACAGCCUUCUGACAGGCCCUGAGGGGCUUCUGGCCAAGGAGCGCGAGAGCCUGAAGCAACUGAAGUGUCUCCGACGCUAUCGGCAGCGCUAUGGCGUGGAGGCCCUGCUGCAUCGCCAGCUGAAGGAGCGUCGGAUGUUGGCGACUGAGGGUGCGGCCCAGCAGGCGCACACCACUCGUUCCAGCCAGCGGUGCUUGGCCUUCGUCGAUGACGUUCGAUGUUCCAAUCAGUCUCUCCCGAUGACCAGACACUGCCUCGCUCAUAUUUGUCAGGACACCAGUCAGACGUUGUUUAAGCUGUGCCAAGGGUCGGAGGAAGCGCCCUGUGACAAGCCGGUUCCUGUAAGCCUCUCUGAGAGUCCCUGCUGCCCGCUUCAUCUCCAGCUGCCGCCUCAGAUGUACGUACCCGAGCAGGUGCUCUCUGUUCCAGAGGAGCUGGAUGCUGCCCCUACGGAUCUGUACUUGAGCACUGCUGAGCUCCAGCCCACCGAGAGCUUACCCCUGGAGUUUAGCGAUAGUCACCUGCAGACUGGGGUGGGCAGGCCUGGAUCAGAGGAAGACAGGAAGCUGGCAGAUGCUGCAGCCUCCACCCGGUCACAUGGAAGACUGGCAGCAGCCAAUGGGAAUCCAGAACCAGCCUUCAUCAGCUGAUAAGGUCUUGGAUUGGAAGUCUUGGCCACCCUGAAACGCACCUGAGCAUGAAAUACACGUGGCUGAUGGAGUGUGGUAACCCAGCGCUUCACCCUUCCACCCGAGAAUUGCGGCCAGAUCAGUGAAACCGGGGAAUGGUGAAAUGUCUGGCCAGCAGCUCACGUGACAGGUUCCAGCCUUCCUGCCAGUCCCUCCCCCUCACUCAGUUCUGGUUUCUUUUGGCGAAGCCUGCCAAACGCACAGCUGGCUAGUGAGACUGUGUCACUCCCAGUCAAGGUAGAAGAGACGUAGAAAGGGUGCGCGGCUCGUGGGACGCAUCCAUGGAGAGGGGUAAAUGAGCCAAACUGAAAGAGUUUUCCCAGGUGGGGCGGAACAUUCUCGAGUCUGCCUGUCAGGGGUGCAUGUGCAAGCCAGAGGCUUGGCUUGUUCAGACUGUAGCACCGUGUACUAAAGCAAGGUUCUCUCAUUCUGGUGUGUGACGGCUGUCAUUCCUCUGACACUGUAAGCUGAAAUUCUGCUCCUCACCCUAGCUUUAACCAAUGGAUGAGCCCGUAGGUGCUGAUCGUGUGUAAAAUAACAAUGUAUAAAUGUGCUGUACAAAGUUUGUAAUCGGAAAGGGGAAAUUUCCAUUCUCCUCCCCCGCCCCCACCCCCACCAAAAACAGACAAUAAAGACAUCAGAAGAAAAUGA